This is a messenger RNA of Emiliania huxleyi CCMP1516, 1535 nucleotides long. RefSeq lists its product as hypothetical. The coding region runs from base 1 to 1191 and encodes 396 amino acids. The transcript has 7 exons. The record is from RefSeq and is a predicted model, not a curated record. NCBI's taxonomy places the organism in Eukaryota, Haptophyta, Isochrysidales, Noelaerhabdaceae.
AUGUCUUCCCAGACCGUCGUGGAGACGCCCUCGACCGAGACGCUUCUAGGGUGCGAGUCGGAGGAGCCGGCGCCGCGGUACCCGCCAUCCAAGGAGAGGAGCCUCACGGAUCUGCUGCGCCGCGAGUACGAGCUUGCCACGAGCGCGCGUCCGAUUCACCCGCCCGAUACCGCCGCCAAGAUUGCGCAGGGCUUCCCGGCGCCGGCGCCGUUCUGGGUCGGUCUGCGGCCCUUCAUCCUUCUGAUGCCCUUCACUGGCGUCGGCCCGGCCGUCUUUCUCAUGUCGCACGGCAGCGCCGCGUACAUCUGCUGCGCAGCGCUCCUGUACGCCUACCUCGCCUUUUCGGGCUACCGGAUGGGGCGCGGCGACCUGGCGCUGGCGUUCGGUCGCACCAGCAGUGACGUGCACUCGUACGCCGGCAGCCCCAACGUGAUCCAGUACCUGAUGCUCAUGAUCUGGCUGCCCGUCUGGUUCACCUCCCUCUCGUGCAUCUUCAGCAGCGCGAUUGUCCCAAAGCCGCUGCUGGCUGUCGCCGCCUUCUGGGGCGCCCUCUUCUUCAAGAACGGCGUGUGCAUGUCGGUGGUCCUUCACCGGUACGCGUCCCACGCGGCCUUCAAGUACUGCGACACGACGGCGCGCGACCCGCACUCGCCGGCGCUCAUGGGCGUGAUCAACGCCUUCACCUUCUUCCUCUCCGGCGCCACCUUCGACGACGUGAGCUACUAUGGCGAGACUCUGUGCUGCCUCUUCGUCUCCUUCACCUCCUCGUGGGUCGGGAUGGUCGCCACCCUCUGGUUCAAUGUCCGCAACCACCCCAUCGGCGGCGCCGAGGACAAGGCGGCGACCGGGAAGAACCACUUCAGCGGGGGUGUCCGCCGCUCCUCCGUCACCAACAAGGCGUGCGACGCGGUGGAUUCGCCGAACACAAUCGGAGAGUGGCCGCUCUACGUCUUCCUCGACGGCAUCUCGUCCCUCAUCUCGCCGUCGGUGGGCGAGGACGACCACGACCACCACCACACGCACCCCAACCUCGCCGUCCGGCCGGGCCGGUGGGGAGACUUGCCCGGCGCGAUGGUCGUCGGCGCGCUCGAGGCGGCCGGCCUCGCGCGCAACGUCGUUCGGCAGCGGAACGGACGCAGUUUUGGCGAUUGCGUCCUGACGGCCGACGACAAGUCGCCCAAGACGGACUAGCUUUGGCUUCCCCUCAAGUGGUGGAGACGGCGCCGGGAGCUGAACUCUCCCUGUCCCUCACACCGACCUGAAAUGGUCGCGACCCCAAAUGUCGCCAUCCGCAAUCCCUCGCGGCGCCGAGACGCCCCAGACGAAGAGAGCAUAGUCAGCUCCUUGUCUCAAGCUUACUCGAUCUCUUGUGUGGUCCAUUGACGUACACUUGCAGCGUGCCAACUGCCAAGCCCUUUGAGCGUGUCUUGUCUGAUAUUGGUGCCCCCUCGGUUCCGCGCCUUUCUCUGUCACGCCUCUUGCAACUCGCUCGGGAGCGGGAGAGGGUGUGCGCGAAUAUUUGUUAUGUGUCUAUU